AGUGUGGCCCCAGAAGUGCCACCUGUCAGUGCUCAUCAGUGCCACGUUACAGUGCUAAUCAGUGCCACAUGCCAGUGCCCAUCAGUGCCACAUAACAGUGCACAUCAAUGCCACAUAUCAGUGCCCAUCUGAGCUGCCUUUCAAUGUCACCCAUCAGUGCCAGUCAGUGCCACCUAUCAAUGCCAAUCAGUGCCACCUAUCAGUGCUGCCAAUCAGUGCCAACUAUCAGUGCCAGUCAGUGUCGCCUAUCAGUGCGCAUCAGU
This is a messenger RNA of Staurois parvus, 263 nucleotides long. The record is from the annotation of a GenBank genome assembly. NCBI's taxonomy places the organism in Eukaryota, Metazoa, Chordata, Amphibia, Anura, Ranidae.